This is a messenger RNA of Penicillium arizonense, 1914 nucleotides long. Its product is annotated as ankyrin repeat and BTB/POZ domain protein. The transcript has 3 exons. Gene Ontology annotation, cellular component: cytoplasm; ubiquitin ligase complex. Lineage: Eukaryota; Fungi; Ascomycota; Eurotiomycetes; Eurotiales; Aspergillaceae. The coding region runs from base 1 to 1914 and encodes 637 amino acids. The record is from RefSeq and is a predicted model, not a curated record. Gene Ontology annotation, molecular function: protein binding.
AUGGAUACCGAAGAGCCAACUGUGUUACGGAAGGACCAGCUGGAGAUCAGCUUGGUCAAUGAGAAGAAGCUGAUCAAGGAAGGCACUAUUAAGGAUGAUAACCCUUUGGACCUUAGUGAGCCGUUCCGUCAGCUCUGCAGUGCAUGUCGUCAGGGCGAUCUGAAAGUUUGCCAGGAGAAAAUCACCGAUGGCGUGAAUGUCAAUGCCCGUGAUCCUUAUGAUUACACACCAUUGAUCCUGGCGAGUCUCUGUGGCCAUUAUGAAGUCGUACAGCUGCUGCUCGAGUCCGGUGCACUGUGUGAACGAGACACGUUCCAAGGCGAAAGAUGUCUAUACAAUGCCCUAAAUGACCGGAUCCGAAACCUUCUCCUCGAAUACGACUAUUCGAAAUCUACGGACCCUCUGCAGCCGCUCGCCGCGCAUAUAACUUCCCUUUUAACACGGGAGUCUCCGGUGACAACCGAUAUCGUGGUUACUGCUUCCGAUGAAUCCCUCCACCUGCACAAAUUCAUCCUCGCAGCGCGUUCCCCGUACUUCCGCGGAAAAUUGGCAGCGGCCCCAGAAUCCGCAACAUGGAAGCUUCCCAGUACAAUCCCCCCGGAGGCAUUUGGUGCCGCAAUCAAAUACCUCUACUUUGGAGAAGCUCCUCGGGACUUGAGAAGUAGACCUGGAACCGGUUUCACCGAGUCUGAAGUGUUUGCCGGAGUGGACAGAGUCUCAAAGUACCUGGAAAUCCACAGUCUUCUGGAUAGUAUCCUUGAUAGCGGAGACAGGAGACGCGCCCGACAACGGAGAACCGACGAGAUCUCCAAGGGUCGGGACCAAAUGGAACAAUGGUUCCAGGCGAACGUUCUGGGAAACAAGCUGAAGGUUGAAACCUCAAAAGUGAACGAUGUGAAAUGGGAUCACAAUAACGCAAUCUUCGCCGAUGUUCUUCUAAGGGCGGAUGAACUCCCCGAUGAAGACGAAGAUGAAGUUGAACCACAGGCCAGCAAUGGAAUAGCUAGCUCGAUCCCUAUCGGCCCUACAGCUUCCACGGAAGAAAAGAAAACCGAAGGACCAAAGUCAAUCCUGUUCCCAUGUCAUCGAGCAAUGCUUCUGCGAUCAGAGUUCUUCCAGGCUAUGUUCACAUCUGCGUUCCGCGAAGCUCACCUCAGAGAGCAUCUAACGAUCAUUGACAUAGACUGUUCACCAGAGGUAUUGGAGAUCAUUCUUACAUUUUUGUACACAGAAAGAGCCGACUUCCCCUUGGAAAUCGCCGUCGAUGUCCUCUUCGCGGCAGACAUGCUCUUCAUCGAAAAGCUGAAGACUAAAGCUGCGGUGGUCAUUAGUACACUGGGCAGUGCCGGAAUGUCCCAAGCGGAAGCCGCAAAGACUCGUGGAACAACAGACGAGGACGAUAUUGAUAUAUACUCGAUUGUGCGAGCUGCGUGGUUGACACGUGUGCAGCGACUGGAAGAAUUCGCUGCUCGAUAUCUAGCAUACCGACUAGAAGCGCAUAUCGAUUCUCCAGAAUUCGCGGAGUUGAUCCAGGAAUCUGCAUAUCGUAUCAAGGCGAGACAGGAAACCGAUUCCAUUGAAAUGCUGGAUGACAUUCGUUUCUAUCUUGGGGAACGGUUUAGGUUGAGAUUCGACGAGGCGGGUCUUGAUGAGAUGAUGGACGAGGAGUUGCCACCGGAGGAGAUUGAGGAUGAGGAUGUCACGAAGCUUGCAGAAGGCGUCGACGCACUCGAUGUAUCCAAGCAGACGACUCCUGCGGUUGUGAAACACGUCCAGCAGCAGGCGCACGUUCCGGAAAUUCGAACUCUAGAUGGUGCAGUCGUUGAGGAUGAAUUCGACGAAGAUGCGAUGAAUUAUCAGAUCUUGUUGGAGAAGCUGGAUACCCUGCUUGAAAAUCUCAACCUGGAGGCUUGA